Electrophorus electricus (electric eel) is the source of this 3184-nucleotide messenger RNA. It is a transcript of the gene telo2, whose product is annotated as TEL2, telomere maintenance 2, homolog (S. cerevisiae). Gene Ontology annotation, biological process: 'de novo' cotranslational protein folding. Gene Ontology annotation, molecular function: Hsp90 protein binding; telomeric repeat DNA binding. The record is from RefSeq and is a predicted model, not a curated record. Gene Ontology annotation, cellular component: cytosol. NCBI's taxonomy places the organism in Eukaryota, Metazoa, Chordata, Actinopteri, Gymnotiformes, Gymnotidae.
GUUGUAGAUACCCCAUUAACGUGAUACAAGAUUUGAGUUGUCAACACAUCAGAACUGUGGGGUAUUAGUGAUGUCCAGUAGUGUUUAUGUUUUAGGGCUUUUCUUCAUACGCAAAAUGCUGUAAAAACGAAGGGGUAAAUUAUGAUUUCGUGAAUGACGGUGUAUGAGUCUUAUGAGAGCAAGUAGAGUGAUGAGGUCCUCUAGUCCUGAGGCGGAGGUGCGUGUGGCGGUGGGCUCGUGCCUGAGAUGCGUCGCUACCUCGCGGCGCAACGAAGAAACAGACCGCGCGCUCAGAGCGCUCGCGCGUUACCUGGAGGACGGCGACGCCUCCGCUAGUAGGAGGGCGGAGUUCAACCGCGCGCAGUACACGCGAGUGCUGCAAGUGCUCGUCCGCACGCUCAGCUCAGAUUGGUUCCACAGUCUGUGCGCUGAGAGACGCAAGGAAUUGUGGGAUACCUUUUUCCUCAAAGGUCCUCCGGACCAAGCCCUUAUGAUGCUACUGGACUCAGUCAACUCCAUUAGCGACAGUUCUGGUUUGGAGCAGUGUGUGCGCGUGUUAGAGAACUUCCUGAGCUCAGGUCGUGUCAGAGUGUUGCUGUGGUCCAAGUGCGAGGGUGGCAGUGAACACACUGACUCUGCCCGGCUGAGGGAGACCGUCUUGGGCCGCUUGGCAGCUCUGCCAACCCUCGCUGCCAACCGGCUCCACACACACACACCUGUACUGUUCCUGCCGCAGCAGUAUUAUCAACAGCUUGCCUGUGACAUUCUCGCCACACUGGAGAAGACCUGCCAGACUCUGAGAGUGGGUCAGGACUGCUCUCUUGGCUUUGUGGCUCAGUUGCUGGGGAAAGUGUGUAUGCAGGGGCAUGGAGGGUUGGUGUGUGGCAUGUUGGCCCCUCAUCUCUCUUCUCUCACACGCUCGGAUGUUCUGUGGCAGCGGGUGAGUUGCAAAUUGUUGGAGAAUGUUCCAGAACGCUGGGUAGAGAGUGUCAUCACGGCACUUAUACACAACUUGCAUGGGGCAUCAGCGUUGUCAAGAGUGAUGGGGAAUCUGGUGUUGAAGAAUAAGAAAGUUACAUUUGUGCUGACUCACAAACUCCUGCUGCUGCAGUACCAGCAUCCAACUCGGUUAUUGAGGACCGUGCUGGGCUAUCUCGCACUGGAGGAAGGCCGCAGGUUGCUCCUCAGACAGGUGUUGCAGAGUGUGUGUGAAGUGUGGUGUAACAGCAGUGCAGUAAGACACACUCCGGUGGAGCAACAGCUGUAUGUGAGCAAAGCCCUGCUCCUGUGUGUGAGUCUGCUCAACCACACAGACAUACAGGAGCUACGGGAAGAAUUGUUGCAGUGCAUGCUGGGAGGAGUGCAGUGUCGUUUGGACAGCAACAUUGAGUGUGUACGAAGGAUUGGCAUGGUGGUUGGGGAGUGUCUCAGUCAAAAAUUAGACCCACCCACCUCUCAGCUCAAAUUUCAGUAUGAGGCAAAUGAGGAGAGCAGGGAACUGUCGUCUCUUAUGGAGCUUCAGUCUAAAGAUGAUGAUGAUGAUGAUGAUGAAGAAGAAGAGCAGCAGGAAUCUGAUGUUCCAAACAGACCUAAACCAUGGAACACUGGUCAGAGGUUGGCUGAUCAGCCAGUGACAUCACAGUUCCCAACAGCCAAUCAGACACCAGAGGCUGGACUUGGCAGCGAUUCUGAGCUUGACAGUGAUGAUGACCUCACUCCAUAUGACAUGUCUCAUGAUCAGGUGAAGCAGAAGGUAACUUCGCCCCACUACAUCAGAGACUGCCUGGAGGCUCUGAUGUCCUCUAAUGAUCCAGAGAGGCUAGAGCUGAGUCUCCAGGUGGCUGAGGAGCUCUUGAGGAAGAACAUCAGUGCCACACGAGAGGUGAGUGUGAAGUUCACUAAAGUACUAUUACAUCUAGAGGACAGGUACAACACUACAGGCUUCUACAAACUCCGACAGAACGCUAUGGUGGCCCUUGCAGUCAUGCAUACACAGCCGGUUGUGGAAUAUCUGACCACUGAGUUUUACUCACUGAACUACAGUCUGAGACAAAGGCUGGAUAUCCUCGAGGUUCUUGCUCUCUCCGCCCAGGAACUAUCUGAGCCAAUCCCAGAUAAGCGGACAGGGCCUCACUCUGUUACUCCGGCAACCACCCUGGAGCUGUGUGGUGAGGUGGAGCACUGGCGUCAAGUUGUAGAGAAACGCAUCCAGAGCAAAACCAGGCGCAUCAGCAAGGGUGUAUCUCAGCCUCCUAAAGCUACUCCAAACCGUUACGCACCUGUUGCUGGUUACUUCUUCUUUCCCCUACUGAGGAACUAUGACAGGCAACAGGUGACCUUUGACCUUUUGGGCAAUGACCACUUAGUAUUGGGCAGACUAAUGCACACUCUAGGACUACUCAUGCACCUUGCCAUCAAUGCUCCAGUAGCUACGCAAAUGGGGAAAGCUCUGCUGGACUUUGUGUGGGCAGUUCGUUUCCAUGCCGACCAGAUGGUGAGGAGGGGAGUAUUGUUUGCAGUUUGUGCAGUGUUUUUAAGCAUGCCCAGUGAGAAUUUAUUAAUGGAAAUCAGCGAUGACCUAUUGGAGAACAGGGCCUGGCUGGCAGAUAUAGCAGAGAAUGAUCCUGAUGCUGACUGCAGGAGUUUGGCAAUGCAGAGUUUAGUGCUACUGGAGAGAAACGUUAAAAGUCACCUUAAGAAUCCCCCACUAGAGGCAUAAAUCUACGUACGUGUGUAUAAGACGAAGAGAGAGAGAACUCACGCGGAGUGAUAUGUCCGUGCAUGCUAUGGUGUUGUAAUGCUAACUGGCCCCAUCAACAUGAGACAGACUGUGGAGUGGCUCCCCUGCAAUAGCGCCCCCUGCUGGAGUGCUAGGCAGCUGGUGGUCAUUCCGAUGCAUUGAGGCCAUAAUACUUGGACUGCCAACAUGUCAUCUUGGUGUGUUUGGAUCCAUCUGAGCACACUGCAGUUGUACAGUCUAUACGUGCAAGGGUUCAUUUUGGAUGUAACUGGUUUUGCCACAAGAAGGAUUGUCAAUGCAAAAGUAAGAUUUCCUUUCCAGGUGACCUACUGACAACAGUUUUUGAUAAAACAUGCACUCAUCCAGAAUCUUAGCUAUGUGAAGUUGCAAGGUGAAGAGGUGGGUCACUGGGGGGAAAUAAAGAUUUUCAUGAACAGAAAUUCA